AUGUAUUUAAUAACGAGCACUCAACACUUGGAAUAUUUUGAUGAUGAAGUAGACGAAAUAGAUGAAAAUGAAAUAGAUUCAUUCGAGGAGAUAUCGAAUCAUUCGGAAUGUAGUUCUUUCUUUGAGAUAUCAACCACGCUGAAUGAUGAUGAAAACGAGACCGAGCAACUAGAAUGCUUUCCAAUUAAUUAUCCACCGAGAAAUAGUCAAUUCAUUAUGGAACCAAUAAUUUUUGAAAGCAAUAAAGAAGAUCAACACGGUGAUAUUUCAAACUUUAUAAAAGAUAAUAAUAAUAAUCAACCUCAUUAUAACAAUAAUGUAAAUCCACAAUUUAUUUAUAAUGAAUUAGAUAGUUGUACAUGGAAUAUACAACAACAACAACAACAACAACAAAAACAAAAACAACCAAUUUCUCAUGCUCACCCUAUUCUUUUACCAUCUUUAAAAGUGGUAACUGUUACAUCAUGA
Messenger RNA from Heterostelium album PN500, 468 nucleotides. RefSeq lists its product as uncharacterized. Bases 1 to 468 code for a protein of 155 amino acids. The transcript is spliced from 2 exons. Lineage: Eukaryota; Evosea; Eumycetozoa; Acytosteliales; Acytosteliaceae. The record is from RefSeq and is a predicted model, not a curated record.